UCGGUUUAGGGACUGCAGCUUCGCUUGAGUAAAGAAUGCCUGACUCGUGAACUGAGCGAAUGAGUGAACUAACAAGAUAGUCUUAUGACCCAGCGAAACAAUGACUCGUUUGUUUUUCAGAAUUUAGCCUUGGCUGCGAUAUAGUUUGUAUUUCUAAUUCGAAAUAUGAUCAACGUUUUCGUAUUUAGAUGUGGUGGGAAUUUUAAUUAAACUCGACUUGGAAAAUAGAUUAGUUUGUUUCGCUGAACGAUAUUCCGUUCCGAGUCAGUAAAAUGAAAUGAACUUCCCAUCUUUAGACUAUUGUUUCUCAGGGAGGCUCGCGGACAAACAAAGCGUCCUUCAAACAGAAGAACAGAAGGCUUUUAUUCACGAGGGAGAAAGAGGCGAAAAUGAAGCUUCUCUUUAAUUUGCUCUCAGUCAUCUUGUUUUUACUCGACAACGGUGUGUCUGGUGUCGUAUCAGAUGUAUUGGUUUUAGUGAGGGAGGGAGAUUCCGUCACUCUACACACUGGUGUUCAAACAGACCAACAAGAAGAAAUUAAAUGGUAUUUUAAAGACACUCGCAUCGCUCAAAUCAGUGGACAUCUCAGUAAGACCUGUACAGAUGUUCAGUGUAAUGAAGGAACUGAGAGAUUCAGAGACAGACUGAAGCUGGAUCAUCAGACUGGAUCUCUGACCAUCACAAACAUCACAAACACAGACUCUGGACUUUAUGAACUGAAGAUCAUCAGCAGCAGCAGUAGCAGCGACAAGAUCUUCAGUGUUACUGUCAAUGGUGUUUCUGCUGCUGAACAAGAUGAAGUGAAGGAGGGAGAAUCUGUCACUUUAGAUCAUGGUGAAACUAAAAGCCCAAAUGAUGUGAUGAAAUGGUAUUUUAAUGACAUUCUCAUCGCUGAAAUCACUGGAGAUCAGAGUAAGAUCUGUACAGAUGAUCAGUGUGAUGAGAGAUUCAGAGACAGACUGAAGCUGGAUCAUCAGACUGGAUCUCUGACCAUCACAAACACCAGAAUCACAGACUCUGGACUUUAUAAACUACAGAUCAGCAUCAUCAGCAGCAGUUUCAGCAUCAGCAGAGUGAACAGAUUCAAUGUCACUGUCACCGGUUCAGGUCUAUCUUCAGCUGCUGUAGCAAGAAUAGUUGUAGCUGUUGUUCUGCUGGUGGCUGCAGCUGUAACUGUAGGUUUGAUUUACUGCCGUCAUCGCAGGAAAUACAAACCUGCAGCACAGAAUGACAAUGAAGUCAAUAUCUUGUCACCUGAUCAGAAAGACUUUCCUUUAAAUCAAAUCAGUCAGACUGAGGCUCCCAAUGCCUAAAUGCAGCGAAUAUUGUCUUGCACAUCUGUUACCUGAUAUGAAGGUAAUACGUCAGUCAUGGUCCCACAGCAGCUGAACGCCCUCUGGUUCCACCUGCUACAGUAGCCACGCCCCCAAACUCGUGCAAUUGGUUGGGCUGAAAGAGAUUAAAAGAGUGGAUGCAAUUGUGUAUGUUUUUUUUUUAUUUGCAAGUUAAAGUGACAUAGCAUGUACCCAAUUAUGGUGUCCCAUACUUGGAAUGUGUGCUCUGCGUUAAACCCAUCCUAGUGUUCGCACACACACAGUAGUUUUGUUGAUUUCGUAAAUGAAAAUUAUGACUAAAUAUAGUCAUCAACAAACCGUUAUCACGUGACGAAAAUGAGACGAGACGCAAUGUAAAUGCUGGUCAUUUGACGAUGGCUAUAAUUAAUUGUAUAAUGCAAUAAUAUUGUAGACGAAUAAAAACAAGACUAAAUGUGCUUUACAAAAUAGAAAUCUUGUUUAGUCGGUUUAUUAUUCUUUUGCAGUAUUUCUGUUCCCUGUGUCUCACUUCAAGGUCUGCAUCUGGUCGCACUGCGCAAACACAACUGACAUCACUUCCUCAAGCCCCACUCGCGGCAUUAUUUAGAAGACGACAACAGACAAAGUUAAGCGGGAAUUAUACUUUCACCUGGCUCCGCUGACUGUGAGCACACUUUCCCAAAUGGACGAGGCUUUUAUACUAGUCGUGUUCCCCGUUGUACUAUUCUUUGAAACGACAGGGGAGUGAUAAGGAGUAAUUGUUUUCUAAAACCGUAGAGAAUCACCGCUGAGAAACCAUUUGUCAGUACAAGUCUUGUGAUUAAUAAGUUGAUGAAUUAAUAAUUUAAAUGUGAAAAAUUAAACAAUCUUAAACUAUCGGCUGUAUUUCGCAUCAAACACAAGACAACUGUAAGCAAACAGUGUAUAAUUAAUAUCUAAAUACAUUUUUAUUCUAUUUCAUACAAUAAAAAUAAAACGUAAAAACCUGAUUCCAAAAAAGUUGGUACAUUGUACAAAUUGUGAGUA
This is a messenger RNA of Carassius auratus (goldfish), 2339 nucleotides long. RefSeq lists its product as uncharacterized. NCBI's taxonomy places the organism in Eukaryota, Metazoa, Chordata, Actinopteri, Cypriniformes, Cyprinidae. The record is from RefSeq and is a predicted model, not a curated record. The coding region runs from base 390 to 1313 and encodes 307 amino acids. The transcript is spliced from 5 exons.